This is a messenger RNA of Lethenteron reissneri (Far Eastern brook lamprey), 1460 nucleotides long. It is a transcript of the gene UPB1, whose product is annotated as beta-ureidopropionase 1. The record is from RefSeq and is a predicted model, not a curated record. Gene Ontology annotation, molecular function: beta-ureidopropionase activity. Lineage: Eukaryota; Metazoa; Chordata; Hyperoartia; Petromyzontiformes; Petromyzontidae.
ACGUCAUUUAUGGACGCCCCCUAAGGCACGUUUGGCUAUCGGGGUUAUAUUUAGGACAGCGCUUAUGCGCUCUGUGAAAUCUCGACUUUGAAAAAAGGGGCCGUGGUUUUUUUUGUUGUAAAUGGCGGACGCGGCGAUCAAGAGUUUGGACGAGACGCUGGAAAAGUACAUUCCUGCCCAGGAGCUGGCAGAAGUGAAUCGGAUCCUGUACGGGCGACAACCCAAGCCUCUAGAUGUCCCGGUUGCAGCCCUGCGCCUGGCGGAGGUGGGAGGCUUCGAGCUGCGAGCCUUCACCAUCGGUGCCGCCCCCGAGCAGCUGCGGCCUCCCCGUCUCGUGCGCGUCGGGCUGAUGCAGAACCACAUCGUGGAGCCCACAACGGCACCCGUGGCUCAGCAGGUGUCCGCAUUGCACAAGCGUCUUGCGAGCAUGGUGGAGGCGGCCGCCCUCUGCGGGGUGAACAUCGUUUGCUUCCAGGAGGCCUGGACCAUGCCAUUUGCGUUUUGCACCCGGGAGCGGUUACCUUGGACUGAAUUUGCCGAGUCUGCCGAGGAUGGACCAACCACCCUCUUCUGUCAGGAGCUGGCACGUCGAUACAAUGUGGUGGUGGUGUCUCCCAUCCUGGAGAGAGAUGAAGUGCAUGGCGACACGAUCUGGAAUACGGCCGUGGUCAUCUCAAACUCUGGCGCCGUGCUUGGCAAGACGCGCAAGAACCACAUCCCUCGCGUCGGCGACUUCAACGAGUCGACAUACUACAUGGAGGGGAACACGGGCCACCGCGUGUUCCAAACACAGUUCGGACGCAUCGCCGUCAACAUCUGCUACGGCCGCCAUCACCCGCUCAACUGGCUCAUGUACGCAGAGAACGGUGCCGAGAUCGUCUUCAACCCCUCUGCCACCAUCGGUGGGCUGAGUGAGCCGCUGUGGGCCAUCGAGGCAAGGAACGCUGCCAUCGCCAACCACUACUUCACCUGCGCCAUCAACCGCGUCGGAACGGAGUGCUUUCCAAAUGCCUUCACAUCUGGAGAUGGAAAGGAAGCUCACUGCGAGUUCGGCCACUUCUACGGCUCGAGCUAUGUGGCAGCGCCGGACGGGAGCCGCACGCCGAGCCUGGGACGCAUGAACGAUGGGCUGCUCAUCGCCGAGCUUGACCUCAACCUGAACCGGCAGGUCUCCGACCACUGGGGCUUCAGGAUGACGGGCCGUUAUGAAAUGUACGCAGAAGAGCUGGCCAGAAGCGUGAAGCACGAUUUUAAACCUGACAUCCAUAAAUAGUGGCAACUGAGAUGGGCUGCUUGAAUUAAACAUGAAGACAGAGAAAAAAUAUUUGACAUUUUAUUUGAAGUAAUAUCGCAAAUAUUAAAUACUGAUUCAGGCCCAAUUAUGAUUGAAGGACUGAAUGUUAUCCUUACCCUUUUGAGAAUUUCUGUAAACACGUGUAAAUAAAACUGUCUUCUGUGAA